UGUCCCUCAGCGGACACCGUCGAGUUGAGACGGAUUUCAUUUAGGAAGAAGAAUGUGUGUACGUAAAGGUGUUUGGGAAGCUUUUGAAUAUGUCUUAAACAUAUGAAAUGUCUGUUCUGCGCAGAGCUAAAACAUGGGAAAUAUCUGAAUCUGAGGAAAGCGACACUGAAACGAAAACCGAGUUAAACCAGGAGGAAAGCAGUCAGGCAGCAACAGUCAGCAGCAAAGUGUCCAUAAAGAAUCAGACUUCAGACCAUUCCUGCAAAAUCACCCAACUACCUGCAGACAACACAAGUGAGUCAGUUAAAAGUUCUUCACUGUCUCCACCGCGAACAGAUUUACUAAAACCGAGUCCUGCAAGAAAACGUCGCACCAAGGGGGAGGUAGAGGCGGAGAGAGAGAGAGCCCGGGAGCGGAGGGAGGAGAGGGAGAAGCAGAGAACAGCCAGAGCCAGGGAGAAGGAGGAGAAGAGACAGCAGCAGCAGAGGAGGAGAGAGGCGGCAGAGAACCUAAAGAGUCUGCGGCCGGAGAACUGCCUGAAGUGUUUGACUGUCUGCAUAGAUCCAGCUCUUCUGCAGCAGGAUGGCUCAGACUUCUUGCUCGACACCCUGGUUACAUUUGAAUGGAGGUUCAACAUUGAGAGCAAACAGCUUCCACACAGCAUCACCUGGACGAGGGACUUACCCCAGAGAGGAGAUGGCAGAGAAGGCUUUUUAGAGGAGGAGCAGGUGACUCUGGUGCUGAAUAUGACUGAGUUUAUGGACAUGGUGAUCUCCUUGAAGAAACUCCAGAUGCUUGAUAGUGAAGAGGAGGAGACGGGUACAGGGUCCAUCCUCAGUCUUCUUUUGGAGUGUCUCAACCGUGAUGCUAAGAAGGUGGUCACUCUCUUAGUGACAGACUACAGGACAAAUGCUUGUGAUGUGCGUUUAUUAGACGAGACCUUCCAAUCCAAAUUUGGGAUGGAGAAUGUGGACGUAGAGGAGGUUCUUGUUUACCUACAGCUCUACAAAAAUAUCUCAGUGGUGUUCCUGGAUGGCUGGCAGGAGGUCACUGACCAUGUAUGUGCUGUCACCAAGGCCUUAUCCAAACGCCCUUUCAAACUGCUGAGCGAGCGAGCAGAGCUGCCCUUCUGUGUGGACGGUUCCUGGGCCAGCGGGGUGCGGGUAGAGAGAGACGGCUCGGGGCUGACGCAGGUGUGGUGCAAACAGAUCCAACAGCUUAACAGAGUUAGUCCUGCUGUGGCUUCAGCCGUGACAGCAGCAUAUCCGUCACCGCCGCUGCUUCUGCAGGCAUACCAGAGUUUGGAGUCGGAGGAGGACAGAAAAGGACUGCUGGCCGGUGUGUUAGCGAACAGUGGAGGUAAAGAGAGACGUGUAGGACCGGACAUUUCUGCCAGAGUUUACCGCUGCAUCACAACCACCAACCCUCAGCUGGUCCUGGACUAACGUAUCAACAUGAAGACCAGAGAGUGAAUGGAUGUAACUACUGAGCUGCUAAUAUGUUGAUGUCUAAUAAUGAGCCCUAGAUGUUCACCAAAAGCACUUUCUAUACACAUGUUCUGACUCAUGGAGUGAAAUCUGAUCACAAAGGAUGUACAGUAUAUGAUGUAUUGUUCUGAUACAGUGCUCUGUUUAUGUAUCAAUGUGAGAUAAAUUCUUAGAUGCCCCUAUUCAUAACUUGUUUAUUUGAAAUGUCCUAUAAAAAUGAGCUGCAACAGAAA
Messenger RNA from Labrus mixtus (cuckoo wrasse), 1720 nucleotides. It is a transcript of the gene eme2, whose product is annotated as probable crossover junction endonuclease EME2. The record is from RefSeq and is a predicted model, not a curated record. Gene Ontology annotation, molecular function: nuclease activity; DNA binding. The transcript is spliced from 8 exons. The coding region runs from base 108 to 1445 and encodes 445 amino acids. Gene Ontology annotation, biological process: replication fork processing; mitotic intra-S DNA damage checkpoint signaling; double-strand break repair. Lineage: Eukaryota; Metazoa; Chordata; Actinopteri; Labriformes; Labridae. Gene Ontology annotation, cellular component: Holliday junction resolvase complex; nucleus.